Messenger RNA from Stegastes partitus (bicolor damselfish), 5501 nucleotides. Its product is annotated as protocadherin-1-like. The coding region runs from base 670 to 3729 and encodes 1019 amino acids. The transcript is spliced from 3 exons. Lineage: Eukaryota; Metazoa; Chordata; Actinopteri; Pomacentridae. Gene Ontology annotation, molecular function: calcium ion binding. The record is from RefSeq and is a predicted model, not a curated record. Gene Ontology annotation, cellular component: plasma membrane. Gene Ontology annotation, biological process: homophilic cell-cell adhesion.
CUUUCUCAUCACACACGGUGCAGCCGCUCGACCUGCUCCGUGCCGGACCGGGAGGCGGACAGAGUUUGUGGCGGCAGAGCAGCGACCGCGCGUCGGGCUGGAAACUAACUGGACGAGCGCCGCCGGUGACUCCCGGAACCUACCGGACCUUGGUGCUUCUUGCUUGGGCGUUUUUUCUCCUUUUCCCUGCCGGUGCUCCGUCCACAUCCAGCAGCCCUCCACCCCACCUCCCAGCGCGCCGUCAGCGGAGGAUGCUGCCGCGGUCGGUGCCAACCUGCCGGUGGUAACGCUUCACGGAGUAGCUGAGAGUGACCCCCAGCCGCCUCCUCACCCGUCCGGACGGGUCUCCCCCCUCCGGCUGGACUCCAGCCGCUCCUCCGGUGAGGACGAAGCAGCGGCGGUGACGCGCAGCGCUGGUCACGACAGUAAAAGUGGACAGAAAUUGUGAGAGAAUUUGGAGGAAUAAUCAUCCCGCUGGAUUGUUUGAUUUGUUUGCAGAUCUUUUUGUAGACGUUGUGGAUUCUUAAUUUCGGGCUUUUUCCGCGGAGGUCUGGAGCGGCUCCGUCUGGGCACCGAGGAGGAGCGGAGCCUGUAGCCGGGCUGGAGCGCUCAGAGCUGGGGAACCGCGCGGCUCUCACCCGGUCCAGAGCGGUGCUGUCUGGCAGAACCAUGGCGCUGCCCAGGUGGGAGGUUCUGCUGAUCCUGGCCGUCAUCCUGCCGGCCUCCUGCGGCGCCGCGCCCACCGACAUCCUGUAUCGGGUUCCUGAGGAGCAGCCGCCCAACACGCUGAUCGGCAGCCUGGCGGCGGACCAGGGCCUGCCCGACACCGGACACCUGUACAAGCUGGAGGUGGGGUCGCCCUACCUGAGGGUGGACGGCAAGACGGGCGACAUCUACACCACCGAGAUCCCCAUCGACCGCGAGAUGCUCAGAGACUGCCGCAACCUGUUCCCGGGCGACAAGUGCUUCCUGGAGUUCGAGGUGUCGAUCACCGACAUGGUGAAGGGCAUCGGCUCGGGCCCGCGGCUCAUCGAGGGCCGCAUCGAGGUGCUGGACAUCAACGACAACACGCCGCAGUUCUCCUCGCCCAUCCUCACCCUGUCCAUCCCCGAGAACACCCACAUCGGCGCCCUCUUCUCCAUCCCCGUCGCCACCGACAAGGACUCCGGCGACAACGGCAUCGCCGAGUACACGCUGAGCACCGGGCCGGACGCCGACCAGCUCUUCAGCAUGCAGGUGGUGGUGGACACGGACGAGAAGCUGCCGCAGCUCAUCGUCAUGGGCAACCUGGACCGCGAGAAGAAGGACUCGUACGACCUGAACAUCCGGGUGGUGGACGGCGGGAAGCCACCGCGGGCCAGCAGCGCUCUGCUGCGGGUCACCGUCACCGACCAGAACGACAACGCGCCCAAGUUCGAGAGGAGUCAGUACGAAGCCGAGCUGCCGGAGAACAGUCCGCUGGGCCACUCGGUGCUGCAGGUUCGAGCCAAUGACGCCGACACCGGCAGCAAUGGAGAGAUCGACUACAGCCUCCAUCAGGCGCCGGAGACGGUCCAGAGGCUUCUGCGCAUCGACCGCUCUUCGGGCAUCAUCUACGUCAAAGGUCUGGUGGACCGAGAAGAGGAAAGCUUCCUCAAGUUCUUUGUGGUCGCUAGAGAUCGUGGGCCCACCUCCAAGAGCUCCAAGGUCCUGGUGACCAUCAACGUCAAGGACCGGAAUGACAACGAACCUGCCAUCGAGAUCCGUGGCAUCGGCUUGGUAACGCACCAGGACGGCGUGGCCAACAUCUCCGAGGACAUGCCCAUCGGCACACCAGUGGCGCUGGUACAGGUGUCGGACCGCGACGAAGGGGAAAACGCCGUGGUGACGUGCGUGGUUGCCGGCGACGUUCCAUUUCAGCUCCGACCUGCGAGUGAGUCGGCCAACGAUCGGAAGAGGAAGUACUUCCUGCAGACGACGACCCUGCUGGAUUACGAGCGUGUUAAGGAUUACAGGAUUGAAAUCGUCGCUGUGGAUUCUGGGAACCCGGCUCUGUCCAGCACCAACUCCCUCAAAGUCCAGGUCACGGACAUGAACGACAACACGCCCACCUUUGCCCCCCCUAUGCUCGAGGUGGACUUUCCAGAAGGCAACCAGCCGGGUGACAAAGUGCUGGAUGUCGUGGCGACCGAUGCAGACAGUGGCACCAACGCAGAGCUGGUCUACAGCAUCAUUGAGCUCUCGGCCAACAGGCUGUUUGAGAUCAAUGCUGACACUGGGGAGGUUCACGUGAAGAACCUGCUGGAUCGGGAAGAGACUGAGCGCUAUGAGUUCCGAGUGGCGGCAGCCGACAAGGGCGUUCCCAGUAAAACUGGCACUGCUACAGUGGUGAUUAAUGUUCUCGACCGCAAUGACAAUGACCCCAAGUUCAUGCUGAACGGCUACAGCUUCUCUGUCAUCGAGAACAUGCCUCCACUCAAUCCUGUCGGUGUAGUGACUGUCACCGACGCUGAUAAGGGCGAGAACUCCCAAGUGAGACUGUUUGUGGAACCAGACAACGGCAAGUUCGUCAUCCAGAACGGCACAGGAACCAUCCUGUCCAGCAUCUCCUUCGACCGUGAGAAGGAGAGCACCUACACCUUCCGUCUGAAGGCUGUGGAUGCUGGUGAGCCACCUCGAUCCUCCUACGUGGGCGUCACCAUCAAUGUCCUGGACGAGAACGAUAACGCCCCCUACGUCACCAAACCGGCUAACUCCUCCUACACAUACCUGACACCCGUCACCCCGCUGGAAACUCGUGUGGAGGUGGUGGAGGCGGAGGACAUUGACGCUGGGCCCAAUGCUGAGCUGUACUAUGCCAUCACAGGCGGGAACCCGUACGGACUGUUCCAGAUCUCACCCAACAGCGGGGAGAUCACACUGGCACAGGAAUUCACCGGCAAACACAACGGUCUCCACCGGCUGGUCGUAAAGGUCAGUGAUAAAGGCAAACCUCCUCGCCACACCACUGCUCUGGUCCACGUGUUUGUCAAUGACACCAAGUCCAAUGUGUCCCUGAUCGAGGCGCUGGUCGGACACAGCCUCUACACGCCUCUGGACAGGGACAUCGCCGGGGAUCCCAACUACGCCCUCUCACAGAGCAGCACCAUCCUGUACGGCAGCCUUGCUGGUAUUACUGGUGUUAUUCUGGCCAUCGUUGCUGUGGUGGUCAUCAGACACCGGCUGCAGAAGGACACUAAGAGCGGCUACCAGGCCGGCAAGAAGGAGAGUAAAGACCUGUACGCUCCCAAGCAGGGCCCCAAGAACGGCAAAGGGAAAAAGAGCAAGAAGGGAAAAGCUCCAAAACCAGCCAAGCCACUGGAGGAGGACGAGGAGGCGAGCCUCCAGAAAGGCCUCAAGUUCAACCUCAUCAACGACAACGUCAACGACAGUCCCAGAAUCCACCUGCCCCUUAACUACCCACCUGGAAGCCCCGAUCUGGGCCGCCACUACCGCUCCAACUCCCCCCUGCCGUCCAUCCAGCUGCAGCCCCAGUCGCCCUCCGCCUCCAAGAAGCACCAGGCCGUUCAGGACCUCCCCGCCACCAACACCUUCGUGGGGACGGGCGACAACAACUCCACGGGCUCCGACCAAUAUUCGGAUUACAGCUACAAGGCCAACCCACCCAAAUACAGCAACAAACAGGUAGGAGACUACGCAAACACGGCAAUGUACCCCAGGGACAUCCAUUGGACCAACCGGGUGUGGUAGUCACGCUGGGACUUAUUUGGCACUAUUCAUCCACCAAAGCUUCACUGAUUCCCUGCACUGCACCCACUUCCAAACGGCUGUUUUGUUUUUGGAUUGGUUCUGUUCAUCAUUUCUGUUCUGUUCUGUUCCGUUUUUGGUUUUCACCUCAACAUGGACACCACUAAAUGCACAGUGUGGAUUACACCAUCGAUAGACCGAAUAUGGGCUUACCAAUAUUUAUCAGUUGAUAUGUGGUGAAAGAAACCUCCCAAAAAUGGACUGUUGGGGUUUUUGUUCUGUGAAGGUUCCCAGUCAUACAUCCAAAUAUCUGAUUUCUGCAUAUUUAUUGAGGAAUAUUUGUUAAUUUACAACACAAAAUGUCAUAUUUGUUUUAAUCCAAGAGCUUGGUAUCUGGAUAUAUGUGACGGCUGGCAUUGGGAAUCCCAUAUGGGUCUAUCUUCAGCGUCUACGUGUUUUCAUUUGUUUUAUUUGUGUUUAGUUUCACGUUUUCAUCGAGGGUUAAAUGAAGGAGUUUGGAGUUUUUCCUGUUCUACUAUUCACCAGUGUUUUGAAUUUGGAGUUGCCAUUCAUUGAAAGCUUCACGCUGACAUCCUCAUUAAGUCUGAAUGUCUUUUCUUUCUUUCUGUUUUUUUUUUUUUCUGGAAGCUGACUGGAGGUUUAAAGCUGCUCUUUAUGGCCGGAUCAGCUUGUUGAAGUGUGACAAAGAGUGACUGUGAAUUCCUGAGUUUUUUUUUGUUUUUUUUUCUCUCCUUGUUCCCAUUUUUUAUUGUUUCUCGGCUUUCUCUGGCCGGGAACUCGACUGUCUGAGCAGCACUUUAGAGUGUUUCCAUCCAGUUCGGACCAAUUUAAGGUCAUUUCAGCUCAGUCAGGGAGCCGAGCAGUGAAAAAGAAAGAAAGGAGGAAAGGGAAUAGGAAGGGCGAGGGGAGUGGGGUUGUAAAAAGCCACUGCAUUAGAAAGGAAAAGGUACACCAAGACUAAAUACAACCAUUUCUUAACCUCCGCACUUGCUGUCAGGUCAGCUGAAAUACGACUUUUAAUUUUGCCGUGUUCCCAAUCACUGGGGCUAAAAAGUCAAUUGUUUGCACAGAUUAAUGGCAGGUAAUUUUCCAGGCGCCCGCUUUCGCCUUCUUUUACCCAGAGUGCCUUGCUCUUUUCUAUUUAAUGUACAAAAAGGAGGGGGGGCGGCGAUGCUGCGCGAUCGCGAUGAGCGGUUUUGUGGCGUCACGUUGAUGGACUGACUCGUGAAAAUGAAAAAAAAAAAAAAGUCACGUGCACUGUGAAAAGCCGUGGAGACAAUCAGGCCCAGGGCUCGAUGCUGUACAUAGAUGUGAAGCCAUGUUGUGUUUCUGUUUGUGCUUCUUCCAUCUGCCGUCCACGUCGCUGUGUGUCUCCUGCUUGUAUAGAGACUGCAUCAACCAAAGACUCACUCAAACACACACCUGCGCUCAUGGCUGCCGUCGUUCGUGUGAUGCUGAGGAUGGCUGUCCUUGUUGGUGGCUGCUGCCGGUCUGGCAGCUCGCUGGCUCCUGCUGGGUAACAUUUAGCCUGUUAACACUCGAGCUGCAGGCGUCACGCUCGCUGUAGUCGGAUUUAAAGCCACAUGGCCUCAUAUCAACUCUGUUCAUAGCACACCUGCUCACUCAUGUACUCUUCUUCUCUGGGGAAAUAAAUGUACGCUGUUCUUCUUCUUAUUAUUAUUAUUAUUGUUUUUUUGUGUUUUUUUUACGGUUAAAAGCAGAUUUUGUUUCAAUAAACAUGUUGCUUAAAUGUU